AUGGAUUCAGCCAACCCAAGCAAGAUUCGCGUCGUCAGCACGCAGAGAAUAUUUCCACAGGAGCCCUCGUCCGAACUCACUACAACCAGGCUCUCCAUCAUCGACAACACCGUGGCGAGGUUCGCACUGACGGCAGCCGUCUGGUUCUACGACAAGCCGAAUCGGCCGCUGCGGGAACAUGUCUUCCCGACUUUGCGACAAUCCCUCGCCCGCACCCUAAAUGACUAUCGCCACUUUACCGGACAGCUCCGGUGGGCGACGGCCGAUGAGGUCAGGCACACCGCAGUACCCCGCCACCUCGGUCGUUUGGUAGCCGAGUAUGGGACGUCCGACGACUUGGGAGUCGAGCUCGUCACAGCCGAGUAUGAAGCCAGCGUGGCCGACGUGGUGAUUGACAGAAGGGACCCGGCGCAGAUUUGUGGCAAAGAUGGAGACCGUUUGCACAUUUGGGAUGCGACAGACUUGCCCCAGAAUGAUUUCUUGCCUGCGAACAAGGUUGCCCUCUCGUCCCUUGGUACGAUAGGCGGGAUUCCAUCCGUCGCGAUUCAACUUACGGCGUUCCGCUGCGGUGGGUUCUCCGUCGGCAUCAAGAUGGCGCAUCCGCUGGCAGACGCGAUUGGGUUGAUUUGGUUCAUGCGUAACUGGGCAGCCUUUUGCAGAGCUGCGAUACUUAGCUCCGGUACUGACGGGCAGACAGAGCCCUCAUCCUUUACUCCGCCUCCUCCUCCCUUGUUUGAUCCCGAUCGAAUAGAAACUCUCGCCGGCCUCGUCGCGCCAAAGGAUACAACCACAGAGACAAAGCCCGACCAGGACAAAAUUGUUACCGCCCGCGCUCUACCCAUGCACCGGCACGACUGGUGGGACUUUUCAGCCCCUGGCUACCCGGAUUGGGCUCGCGCAUCCUCCGAGGUGACGAUGCCCCCACCUUCAGCCGUCAUCGACACAUUCACCCUCAGCCCAUCCCAGCAACCUCCAUGGCAGUCCUGGGACAUGGCGGCCCCGGUGACGCGCGUGCAAAUCCUCUUUCCCGCGUCCUCCGUCGCCAUUCUCAAGGCGACUGCCGAAAAGGCAGUCGAAGCAAACGCGGUCGGGACGGCACCGCCACGCAUCUCUCGCCUCGACGCCGUCCUCGCCCACAUUUGGGUCCUCAUCAACAGGGCACGUUAUCCCAGCUCUAAGGGAGCGCCCGAGUAUGACAAUAGGAACGGCAACGAGGAGCAGGCCGAGGAAGUCUACCUCAACAUGACUCUCGGGCUGCGCUCGCGCUUCUCCCCUCCACUACCUGACAACUUCGCUGGCUCGCCGCUGCUGGUCGCCCACAUCAAGCAAAGCGCUAGCCGACUGGCACAAUCAUCCUCACCAACAGAAGCCACGCUCGGUGAAGUGGCGGCCUCGAUCCGCGAGAUGAUCGGUAAGUUCACGCCCAAGGCGGUCGCGGCGCACGUCUACGACGCGGCGCACGAGGUCAGCCCGCAGCGACUGUGGCAGGCGUUCGUCGGGCGGCGUCACACGCUUGCCACGUCGUGGCAGGGGCUCGAGACGUACAGUUUGGACUUUUGCGGAGAGGGAGGUGGUGGCGUUGCCGCGAGAAACGUGCAGGCGAUCAUGCCUAACAUGGACGGGUUGGUGCAUGUGAUCGACGUGGACGGCACUGGAGGUGCGCUUGAUGUCAGUGUAUGUCUUGAGAAGGGCGCCAUGGAGCGGUUGCUUAAAGACCCGAUGCUUCGGGCUCAAAAGAUUAAGGAAUCGGAGUGGAGUUGCCACACGAGAACAAAAUCCGUUCUGGAUCACAACACCCGACAACCUAGAUUUGCCCGCACAGUCCGAACCCUAUUACGCCCGGGACACAAACGGAUUCUUCCAGUACCCCGGCGCCGCGUUGGUCUCCUGGGGCUUCUCAAGGGCAACCCAAUGGCCGGCCUCGAUGGUCACCUCGGUCAAAUCAUCGCACAGGUCCCUCAUGGGCUCGGCCAACCUCGAAAUCGUCGUGUCGACUAUGCUGUCCCAUCGCGCUCCGAUGAAGAGCACAGGGAAGCUCAGGCGUCCGCCGUUGGGCGCCUUGGCCAAGUACUCGCGGUUCGUGUCAAAGUUGCGAUAGUAGUCAUUGGGGCCCUCGAAGCCGUUCUUUUGGAGCUCGGCAACCAACCUCUCGAAUGCGGGCUCGUCUUGGGCGAAAAGAGUCGCCUCGAACGGCACGUCGGGCGCCUCGGCCGUCGGGCUACCGAACCAGCCGCCAAUCUUGCGCAUCAUCGCCGUGAAGGCCGGCUUGCGGUAUCUUUCGGCGUUGCCGGGACGGUAGAGGGCCUUGACGGUGUUGGGAACGUUUGCGCCAAGCUGCGCGGUGCUGGCCUCGGGCUGCUCGUUGUGGAAGGCCAUAUAAUCCCACUGGGCGUUGGGGAACUGGUCCUCCGGGUAGAUUUCGCGGUCAGACAGGCUGGCGAGAAGUUCGAUGCCCUGACCGAGGACGGCGUACGGCACCGUCAGGCAGCAGACGCCGAUGCACUUUUCCGGCUGCAUGGCGGCAAAGGCCCACACGAGCCCCGCGCCCCAGUCGUGGCCGAUCCAGACCGCCUUGUCGCGGCGCAGGUGCGCGAGCAGCGCCAGCAUGUCCGAGACGUGGUGCUCGAGGGCGUACGCCUCGUGGCCCUUGGGCACGCUGGAGCGGCCGUAGCCGCGGGUGUCGGGGGCGACGGCGUGGAAGCCAAGGCCGCCGAGGGCGAGGAGCUGGGGCUUCCACGUCUCGCCGUUGGCGGGCCAGCCGUGAAUGAGGAUCACGAGGGGACCAUCGGUGGGGCCGGCGGACCAGUAAAAGGUGGUCUUGUCGCCGCUGUGGUCGAAUGUGUUUUCGCGGAGUGGAGAGGUCAGGUGUAG
Messenger RNA from Pyricularia grisea, 2871 nucleotides. RefSeq lists its product as uncharacterized. The transcript has 4 exons. The record is from RefSeq and is a predicted model, not a curated record. Lineage: Eukaryota; Fungi; Ascomycota; Sordariomycetes; Magnaporthales; Pyriculariaceae. The coding region runs from base 1 to 2871 and encodes 956 amino acids. Gene Ontology annotation, molecular function: acyltransferase activity, transferring groups other than amino-acyl groups.